AUGGGAACCAUCUACUCUUCCGCCGAGCUUGUCAUGUGUUGGCUCGGCCCAGCCGAUUCAAAGAUCCAUCUAGCUUUCGAGACGAUCGAUCAACUUCAUAAUGAGUGGGCACACCUAAGUCCCGAAGAGCUCUUGAACUUCGACUGGAUACGCCGUCACCCCUCGCUAUGCACAACACCGAAAAACGAGCACCCCUUAAAUCACCGAUGGGAAGCCGUGAAUUACCUCGCUCAACAGAACUACUGGAGGCGCACAUGGAUUCUCCAAGAGGUCGUUCUCGGUCAAAGGGCUAUCGUAGCCUGUGGCCAACAGGCAAUCGAAUGGACCUUAAUACGGAAUGUCAUGAGGACGGGCACUACGCUUAGUAGUGGGAUAACGCAUAACAACAUUGUCUGGCCGACGUUUAUAUGCCCGGAAGUCUGGAAAGCCAUUAAGAGCGUACCCGUAAACUGGGCCUCCAUUCUAUUCUUCUCCUACGCGAGUAAACCUCGAGCAGACCUGAUAGACCCGGGACUCACCAAAGCGGAUUGGCAACUCGCGAUUGUGGCGGGGAGAACAUUACAAGCGACUAAUCCGAAAGACCAUAUAUACGGACUUACAGGCAUCUUCCCAAUUCCCCUGGUCCCCGAUUACAGCGAGUCUACGCCGGUUUCAAUAGUAUACCGAGACUACAUUGAUACUUGGCUGAGAAAUUGGAAGGCCGGACUUUGCGGAGACUUAGAGGAACAUUACUUCCUCUUGUAUUCAGGCGCUUAUCUAGACCGGCCAGAAUUGAAACUCCCUUCAUGGGCACCGGAUUUCCCAGCGCUAUCCAAGCACCGACAGGCAGUUUACGACGGGAGCCGUCAAUUCGGCGAGCUUAUUACCGAUGGUCAUGCGGACAAUUCCGUGUUUCCCCUGGAUACCGAAGGUUCCUCGAUUGUGGACAUGUCUCUGUUCGUGGACGGCAUAGAUCUGGGUCCGAUUCUUAGUUCCGAAGACUACGGCGAGGAUAUGAGUCGAGUGUCUACCGCUACAACUAAGUACUUGGAACAGUUUAUCUCAGAGGUACCGAUAUACCCUAACGGAUUGCCCUCGCUUCAGAUGAUAUUCCGAUUAUUCUGUCGAAAAUCCUACGGGAUGGGCAAGCCCCUUGAUGCAGAGGGACUUGUCAAGGCUCUUGGGUUCGUGGAAACACUACUUGGACUCGAUCCGGACGAGCCACCACUUAGCCAGGAACUCCGCAAGAAAAGCACAGAAAGUUUCGGGCUGGCGGCAGAUGAUGCGGUGGCGUUUGCCACUUCAUUUAUGAGCACAUUUGCGCCUCACGACCCUUCAGUCGACCCCCUUGAAAUCCUUGAUAUUCUACACCGGUGGCACAACUCUAGCGGCGGUAUUAGCAGUCCGGAGAUGGGAUACGAUGACGAUCACUUAGCUAUGCUCAUCAGUUCUUGCUUGGAUUAUCUCCGAGAGGCAGAACGUGGCGCUUAUCACGUUCUCUUCAGGACGGGACGGUACAUCGGAAUCUCACUGCGCGGAAUACAAGUUGGAGACCGCAUAUUUGUCUUGAAGGGAAGCAACACACUAUCGGUUCUAAGGAGAGCGCCAAAUAAUGAGAAUCACUACAUCCAUGUAGCCCCUUGCUUCAUCGUUGGUCUCAUGAAUGGAGAAGUUAAAGAAUUUCUAAAAAGUGAAGACUACAAAGUUCAAAGGGUUGAGAUUCGAUGA
Annulohypoxylon maeteangense is the source of this 1707-nucleotide messenger RNA. RefSeq lists its product as uncharacterized. Bases 1 to 1707 code for a protein of 568 amino acids. The transcript has a single exon. Lineage: Eukaryota; Fungi; Ascomycota; Sordariomycetes; Xylariales; Hypoxylaceae. The record is from RefSeq and is a predicted model, not a curated record.